AACACCUUUCUUUCUUUUGUGUUUGUGACUAACUAGGAAAGCACACACACAAACUCUCUCUCUCUCUGUUCUUUCAAAUCAGUUACCAAUACCUUUCCUGUACGGUUGAAUACCUUCUCUGUUGGUGACUCACAUUCUUUGUGAUCAUCGAAUCCCAAUUUUCUUCGUCAAAGUUUGUAUCUUUUGCUAGUUUCUUCUUCCCCACUAAAAAAGCUUGGAACUUGCCAUUUACUGCUUCGGAGAUUUGAUAUUAUUUCGUCUCGGUUUGGAGAAAUUAAAAAUGUGGGGUUUUCUGCUAUAUUAUAUGAUUGUAAAUUUGAUAACUUCGUAUAAAAAUCAUACUCCUUGCGUUGUAUUUUUGGUUGCUGUUAAUGUAUAUGGGGUGGAUGAAAUGGCGUAGUGCAUCUGCAUUUUUGUGUGACCGCAAAAUUCCCCUGAAGUUAAAAGGAAAAUUCUAUAAAAUGGCAGUACGACCGGCAAUGCUAUAUGGAGCGGAAUGCUGGCUAGCACAUAGGCAACAUGAGCAUAAGAUGGGAGUAGCAGAGAUGAGGAUGUUAAGGUGGAUGUGUGGGUACACAAGGAUGGAUAAGAUAAGAAAUGAAGAUAUUCGACGAAAGGUCGGAGUAGUACCGGUAGCCGAGAAGAUGAGAGAACAUAGAUUGAGGUGGUUUGGGCACGCGAUGAGAAGACCCAUGGAUGCUCCUGUAAGAACAGAAGUUUGUUACCAAGAGCUAAACACAAAAAGAGGCAGAGGUAGGCCGAAGCUUACUUGGGGGAAAGUAGUAAAACAAGAUUUAAUGGAGUGGGAUAUAGAUUGGCGGACAAUAUGUCUUAGAAAGGAAUGGAGAAAAGCUAUAAGUAUGGUGGAGGGUUAGACUCGCUGUUAUUCCUAUGUUCCAGAUGGUCUUUUUUUAGUCCUUUUCCCCUUCAUUUCCCCCACUUCUUCUUGUCCCUUUCUUUUUUACUUUUAUUUAUUUAUAUAUACAUAUAUUUUUAUUUUAUUUUAUUAUUUUAUUUGUGUAUUUUUAUUUAUUUAUUUAUUUAUUUAUUUUUUUUUAUUUUUUUUCAACCGUUUUGUAUCUUUCAUGUGGGUUCAUCUACCCCAAUUAAUUUGGGAUAAAUGUGUUGUUGAUGUUGAUGUGAUGUUGAUGUUAAUGUAUAUGGGGGUCUGAUGUGAAUCUACGAUUUCUUAUUCCCUUGAGUUUCAGCCCCUACUUCUAUUGGAUCUUGCAUUAUCCUUCAGUGAUUCGCGAAGUGUGUGACUGACACUGUGUGCGGAGUGGGUCUGCUUCGGUUUUAAAGAUGAAGGUUACUUUGGUUUCUAGGAGUGGAAGAGAAAUCGUUAAAGGUGGCAUUGAGCUCAGCGAUUCUGCUACUGUAGCAGAUCUGCAGGAGGCAAUUCAUAGGCGAACCAAGAAGUACCCAUCAAGGCAGCGCUUGACGCUUCCUGUCCAACCAGGAUCAAAGGAAAGGCCUGUUGUUCUUCAUUACAAAAAGAGUCUGAAAGACUAUACAAAUGGAAAUUCAGAAACCUUAACUGUAGUAUUCAAGGACUUAGGCCCUCAAGUUUCAUAUCGUACGCUUUUUUUCUUUGAGUAUUUGGGACCUUUGCUCCUCUAUCCAGUCUUCUAUUAUUUCCCUGUUUACAAGUAUUUUGGCUACAAAGGUGAACGUGUCAUCCAACCCGUGCAGACAUAUGCCAUGUACUACUGGUGUUUCCAUUAUGCCAAACGAAUUCUGGAAACAUUUUUUGUGCAUCGCUUCAGCCAUGCAACCUCACCCCUUUCCAAUGUGUUUCGCAACUGUUGUUAUUACUGGACCUUUGGCGCUUAUAUUGCUUAUUAUGUGAACCACCCACUGUAUACCCCUGUAAGUGACCUCCAGAUGAAGAUUGGGUUUGGGUUUGGGAUACUCUGUCAAGUUUCAAAUUUCUAUUGCCAUAUUAUACUGAGGAAUCUUCGCAGACCUGAGGGAGAUGGUGGAUAUCAAAUCCCAUGUGGCUUUCUCUUCAACAUCGUUACCUGUGCAAAUUAUACUACAGAGAUCUAUCAGUGGUUGGGCUUCAACAUUGCAACGCAAACUGUUGCGGGUUAUGUUUUUCUUGUGGUUGCUACUUUUAUCAUGACCAAUUGGGCUUUUGCAAAGCACAGGCGCUUGAAGAAGUUAUUUGAUGGAAAGGAAGGGAGACCCAGGUAUCCUCGUCGAUGGAUAAUAUUGCCCCCAUUCCUGUAGAAGCUGAAGCCAUUUAUGAGGCCACCGCUAUGUGCUAACAGGAUUCUGAGAUUUAGAAUUGUAGCACAAUGAAAUUGUAGUGAUUUAUUCUUAUUAAGAAUUUGUUUUUCAUUGCUUUUGACUAUGAACUUGGUUUCCAAAUUAUUGAAGCAGUGUUUUGCAGAAUAUUUGUAAUCAUUUUUAUAUGAUAGUAC
Gastrolobium bilobum is the source of this 2426-nucleotide messenger RNA. RefSeq names its product very-long-chain enoyl-CoA reductase. Gene Ontology annotation, biological process: very long-chain fatty acid biosynthetic process. Bases 1303 to 2232 code for a protein of 309 amino acids. Gene Ontology annotation, molecular function: oxidoreductase activity, acting on the CH-CH group of donors. The record is from RefSeq and is a predicted model, not a curated record. The transcript is spliced from 5 exons. Lineage: Eukaryota; Viridiplantae; Streptophyta; Magnoliopsida; Fabales; Fabaceae.